Spodoptera litura is the source of this 3306-nucleotide messenger RNA. Lineage: Eukaryota; Metazoa; Arthropoda; Insecta; Lepidoptera; Noctuidae. The record is from RefSeq and is a predicted model, not a curated record.
UGUAUCAAUCGUAUUGAUGUGUGAAAUGAAUUCUGUGUAAACAAACUUAAAAUUACGUUUUUUAUGAAAUGAUAUUUAUAAUGCAUUGUUGUGUAUGAUAUUUAUUGUUCAAACGCGGAAAAUUUGUUCGGAAAUAGUGAAUUUAUAUCAGUUGUGUUCAAAAGUAUGCGUUUAUUUUCAAAGUGAAUAAUAUGUUAUAAUAUUUCGUUUAGAUACUUAUCUGAUACAUGUUAAAAUUAAUAUUAUUUCGUAUGUGUUUAGUGCAUUCAAAUAAUUGUGUUAAUGCUAUCAGAUUUGAUAAUUUUAAUAAGUGUCUUUGCAAAUUGAUUGUGGGAAAAACUAAGGUAUCUCCUUAAUAUUAAAACAAUUAAUUAAGUCUUACUUUUCAUUUAAAAAAUAAGUACCAGGACCACAUAAAUUACCUGAACCUAUUAAGCGUGUGCAAUCAACUUUAAACUCUAAUUAUGUGUAAAAUAAGCCCAAAAUAAGAUAAAGAAUCUCAAAAACCAGUGAUGUGUGACCAAAGAAUUAUAUUAGUGUAGUUUAUGAACAAUUAUUUUGACUUAAAAGUGCUAUAAAGUUGUAAAGAUGAUGCCUCUUCGUAAGAUCGCUCAUCGAGCGUGUUUUUUUGUCAGUAGAACUGUGUAUAUGACAUGUUGUUGCGGCUGUUGCUCCGCGCUCCGGCCUCGCUACAAGAGGUUGGUGGACAACAUCUUCCCGGCGAUACCACAAGAUGGCCUCGUCAAGACCAACAUGGAGAAACUCACCUUCUACUCCUUGUCCAGUCCUGAGAAGCUUGACAGGAUCGGAGAGUACCUGUUUCAAAAGGCCUCCAGAGAUAUUUAUAGAAGACGACAUGGGUUCGUGAUAAUAGCAAUGGAGGCGAUGGACCAGCUCCUAGUGGCAUGUCACUCGCAGACGCUGAAUCUGUUCGUAGAGAGCUUCCUCAAGAUGGUGCAGAAGUUGCUGGAGUCCACCGACCCACAGCUGCAGAUACUUGCUACACAAAGUUUCGUCAGAUUCGCGAACAUAGAAGAAGACACCCCGUCGUACCACCGGCGCUACGAUUUCUUCGUGUCCAAGUUCUCGGCGAUGUGCCACAGCAACCACAUCGACAAGCCGACAAGAGAUAGUAUACGACUCGCCGGCAUACAAGGACUGCAGGGUGUGAUCAGGAAGACGGUGUCGGAUGAUUUGGUGGAGAAUAUCUGGGAGGCACAACAUAUGGACAAGAUCGUGCCCUCGCUGCUCUACAAUAUGCAGACUGCAGAGAAAUACGACACGGUGCUAUGCAUGGAAGGCGGCGCGGGAGAGGAACAACCGGCGCGGUUAGCCGAGGCGUGUCUCAGGGAACUCGUGGGGAGAGCGUCCUUCGGACAUAUACGCAGCGUACUGCGACCUGUGCUCACUCACUUCGACCGACACGAGUUGUGGAUACCGAACGACUUCGCAGUACACACCUUCAAGAUCAUCAUGUUCUCUAUACAGGCGCAGUACUCGUACAGCGUGGUGGAGGCACUGAUGCAGCACCUGGACGCGGGCGGGAACAGGAGCGGGGACGCGCGGGACUACACGCGGGUCCGGGCCGCGCGGGCCGCCGUACUGUCCAACAUUGUCGCCAUCGCGGCCGCCGACAGCGUCGGACCAUCAGUAUUGGAGAUCAUCAACAAUCUACUGACUAAUUUGCGCGCUUCCGUCGCUAGAGAUUCAGAAAAAGAAACCGACGAGAAGUUGUACCAAGAAGCUUUGAUCAACGCUUUGGGAGAGUUCGCGGACCACUUACCCGACUUCCAGAAGAUAGAUAUUAUGAUGUUCAUCAUCAACAAGGUACCCAGCAGUCAGCGCGCCAACAAGGGAACUAAAGCUGAUGCCAUGCUGCAGAGCAUCUUGCUCAAGUCUUUACUCAAGGUGGGUACGACAUACCGUACAGUGGAGCUGAGCAAGGCAUUCCCGGCCGCAUUCUUAGAGGCAUUGCUCCGACUGGGCGGCGGCGCCGGGCCCCGCGCCAGGACCACGCUGCAACGUAUACUGCAUACUUUGUUGGACAGAAGGGAUAACGCACCACGACUCGCUUCACCUACUGUGGAGGUAUGCGAACUAGGCCUGAUAAUAGAGAAGUGUUCCCGACAGGAUCUCAUCUUCUUUAGCAAGCAUGGGUAUGCGCUAUUCAGCUCGCUCUAUGAAGGUCUGCAACUAGAAUCGAAUACGAUGGAGAACGUGGAAGCGAUCUACACCACACUAGCGCUCAUUUGCAUCGAGCUAGCUUCUGAGGAGACAGUCUGCGAUAUCAUGCAACUUAUAUUGGCUAUUCAACAAUCGAGUCUGUCGAACCCGGUACUGUCAGUGGCCCAGCAAUGUCAACUGCAAGCAAUCAGUAUCUCCCUGGCAGCACUACUGCCGCAUGUGAUGAUGCUCACUCGUCUUACUGACUAUAUCAACAAGAUAAUUGCGGCCCGACGCGAAGAUGCUCGACAUCUAUUGCCUCCACUGCAGGAAGACUAUGACGACUUACCUCCUGCCAAGAUGCCUAACAAGCUGCCUUACCUUAUGAUGGAUCAGAUGGCACUAUGCGACCUGCUGAAGGCCCACGGAGUGGACGCGACGCGCCUGUCUUCUUCAUCGCCGUACACCGCCGGGAACAUAGCCCUGCCACAUCGACACAGCUGGGUCGAGGCCGGCGCAGCUCAAGGUCGCGAUAGUCUCGCAGAGAUCACAGCGCCUGGCACUGAACUGGACAGUGCCAACAGCUCGCCCGGAGUACAACGGGCCGCCGGCGUGUCGUCGUGCGUGAGCCUGGAGGCGCUGCGCCGCGCGGCGGGCGGGCCCUCCGCCGCCGAGCGACGCGACGCCGAGCGACGCCGCGCCACGCUCAACAACGCCUUCCGCACCGCGCCCUUCGACCAACUACUGCAUAUUACACAGCCUAAGUACGAGAUCAAGGACAAAUUGGAGGAGAUCUUCAACUCCAUAAGUGAGGAGCCGCUCCUCCCCGGCUCGGGCGCGUGUUCCCCCGCAGCACACAAGUCCUACACCAGCGCAGUGCCGCCGUACACCAAGUACUUCCCGGAACUGUUCCUCUACUGAGCUUAUAAUGUUCAAAUUCAAAACGGUGGAGGAAUGUCAAUCUUCAGUAGUGGCCUGUAGGUGUUAGUUUCGCUCGACGUAGUGUAAGGUAUACGGUAUCGACUCGCAGAUGACAUCGUUCAUGUGACUACUUAACCCAAGACUGCCUGAAUAAUAUUACUUUUGGCCUAAAAUACUAAUAGGGCAGAUGACAAAUUUUUAUUUUAAUCUCCGUCUUUUAGA